Messenger RNA from Ogataea haglerorum, 330 nucleotides. RefSeq lists its product as uncharacterized. Gene Ontology annotation, biological process: tetrahydrobiopterin biosynthetic process. The transcript has a single exon. Gene Ontology annotation, molecular function: 4-alpha-hydroxytetrahydrobiopterin dehydratase activity. NCBI's taxonomy places the organism in Eukaryota, Fungi, Ascomycota, Pichiomycetes, Pichiales, Pichiaceae. Bases 1 to 330 code for a protein of 109 amino acids. The record is from RefSeq and is a predicted model, not a curated record.
AUGUUGAAAACCAAAAUGACAAGAUUGUCCCUAGAACAAGCUUUGCAGAUUAAAGAUCAAUUGGGUUUACGCAAGUGGGUAUUAGACCCCAGGCAUUUCCUUGAGAGAGAAUACACAUUUCAAAACUUCGAGGAUACCUGGGCAUUUUUGACAAAAGUUGCUCUAAGAGCGCACCUCUGUGGACAUCAUCCUAAAGUCACUACACUAUAUAAUAAAGUCACUAUCCACCUUACUACCCAUGAUGCUCAGGGCAUUACACAACUGGAUUUCAAAUUUGCUGAAAGAUGUGAACGCUAUGCGAAUAGAAUAGGGCUCAAGGAUAUCGGUUAA